AUGCUUGUCCUCAUUGCCGGCGUCACUGGAAACCUGGGCCAGAAACUUGUCCACAGCCUGGCCUCGAGGGGGCAUCAGGUUCGAGGCCUGGGUCGCAGCCCCGAAAAGUUGGCCCUGGAGACGCGCAACUUGCUGGAAAGCUUCGUCCAGUACUCCACCUACUACGACAUACCCGCUUUAGACCGCGCCUGUGAUGGUGUUGAUGCUGUCAUUUGCGCCUACGGCAUGAUUCCAGUUCUUCAGCUCGAUGGCCAGCUGCUCCUCCUCCGUGCAGCCGAGCGCGCCGGUGUCAAGCGCUUCGUGGCUGACAGUUGGAACCACGAUUGGCGCGAUGCUCCACUUGGCCAUCAUGAAAGCUACGACCCGUAUCUUUCUUUCCGGCGUCAGGCCGAGUUGAGCUCGGACAUCAAGCCGAUCUACAUCUUCAACGGGGUGUUUGCCGAGACGCUCUUUUCAAUUCCCGACCAUGGCCAUUUUGGAUUUAACGACUCCAAUAUCUGGGAUUCGGACCAUGGCUGCAUCAAGAUCUGGGGUACUGGUCAUCAACCGUUCUAUUGGACCACCGAGAGGGACGCAGCAGAGUUCACUGCUGAGAUCGUUCAGCGUGAUGAUGCAGAGCAGGGCGGCUUCUGGAACGUCUGCUCCGGUGCACAUUCGUUGAGAGAGAUUGCUGGCUUGUACGAGCAAGAGAGGCAGAAAAAGGUCACGAUCCAGGUGAUGGGAACUGUGGGAGAGUUGCGAGAAAGGUCGUUGAAGGAACGAGCGCAAGGAGAUAAGAGGCACUUCGAAACCUAUAUUGGGUGGUCCUACCAGUACCACGCGAUUGGUGGGACGUGGAUUUUCCAUAAACUUGACAACGACAAGCUCAAUGUACAGCCAACAUCGUUGGCAGCCUUCUUGAAGGAGCACCCUGAGCUCUGA
This is a messenger RNA of Lasiodiplodia theobromae, 921 nucleotides long. RefSeq lists its product as uncharacterized. Bases 1 to 921 code for a protein of 306 amino acids. The record is from RefSeq and is a predicted model, not a curated record. The transcript has a single exon. NCBI's taxonomy places the organism in Eukaryota, Fungi, Ascomycota, Dothideomycetes, Botryosphaeriales, Botryosphaeriaceae.